CAUUCACUCCUGCUUAUGUGUGUCUCUAUAGGAGAUUACUGCAAGGUGAACCUGUGUCAUAAUGGAGGGACGUGUGUGACUGGCAUUGGAGAAGAUCCCUUCAUCUGCAUCUGUGCCGAAGGAUUUGCUGGAGAUACAUGCAAUGCCACUGAGAAUGGUCCUUGUAAUCCAAAUCCAUGUAAAAAUGAUGGCACAUGUGAGGUGAUCUCUAACUCCAGAAGAGGAGACGUUUUUAACGAGUAUGUGUGCAAAUGCCAACCUGGGUUUGAAGGUGCACACUGCCAUAUCAAUGUGAAUGAUUGUGCAAACCAGCCUUGUAAGAAUGGAGGCCUGUGUCGUGAUCUGGAUGGGGACUACACCUGCCACUGCCCUUCUCCAUACGUUGGGAAGCAGUGCCAACUACGUUGUACAUCUCUGUUGGGGAUGGAGAAAGGUGGAAUCAUAGAGUCCCAGAUCUCGGCUUCCUCUGUACACUCUGGAAUUCUAGGGCUGCAGCACUGGGGACCGGAGCUCGCACGCCUCAACAAUCAGGGCCUUGUCAAUGCCUGGAGCUCUGCACCCCAAGACAAGAACCCCUGGAUUGAGGUUAACAUGCAGAAGAAGAUGCGCCUCACUGGAAUCAUAACACAAGGAGCCAGUCGCAUGGGGACAGCUGAGUUUGUUAAGGCUUUCAAGGUUGCAUCCAGCUUUGAUGGCAAAUCAUACACAGUGUACAGAGCAGAUGGCCAGAGAAGAGACAAAGUGUUUAUGGGAAAUACAGAUAAUGAUGGAACUAAGGCAAACAUGUUUGACCCUCCCAUUGUGGCCCAGUAUAUUCGCAUUAUCCCUGUGGUGUGCCGUAAAGCGUGUACUCUCCGGAUGGAACUUGUUGGCUGUGAACCUAACAUGCACUCCAGCACAAUUGGUUGCACCGAUCCGCUGGGCAUGAAGUCCCGUCUCAUCUCUGAUGUGCAGCUUACAGCUUCUAGCAGCUUCCGCACCUGGGGUAUAGAUGCCUUUACCUGGUAUCCCUUCUAUGCUCGCCUGGACAAACAAGGCAAGACUAAUGCUUGGGCGGCAGCGAACAACAACCGCUCAGAGUGGCUCCAGCUGGAUUUGGAGAAACCUAAAAGAAUCACAGGCAUCAUCACUCAGGGAGCAAAAGACUUUGGAGUUGUGCAGUUUGUUUCAGCAUUUAAGAUUGCAUAUAGUGAUGACGGACAAUCUUGGAGCAUUGUAAAGGAUCAGAUAACGAGAACAGAUAAGAUUUUCCAAGGCAACAUAGACAACAACACACACAAAACGAAUUUGUUUGAGCCUCCGUUCUUUGCUCGAUUUGUGCGGUUUCUGCCCUGGGAGUGGCAUGAGCGGAUAACUGUACGCAUGGAGCUGCUGGGCUGUGAUGAUUAGCAGACUCUGCCUCUCUCUGUACUGCUUUCACCUGAAGUGUUUCUGCUGGUUGUAGUUGAUGUUUCAUUUCAGUAUACAUUAGCGACAUCUGUAAUGCUUUGUAUUUUAUUGUAUCAGUGUCACUAUUUUGAAAAAGCUCAGUUGAUCUAGUUGAUCUCACCCAAAACGAUACUUUGAAUAAUGUUUGUAACCAAACAGUUGAGAGUAGCCACUGACUUUCAUAGUAUUUGUUUCCAUACUAUGGAAGUCAAUGGCUACCAUCAACAGUUGGGUUACCAACAUUCUUCUAAAUAUCUUCUUUUGUGUUCAACAGCUGAAAGACACUAAUACAGAUUUGGAACAAUUUGAGAAAUUUCAUUUCUGGGUGUCAGAGUGUCAGAGAAUAUUACAAAAUCUGAAGAACCAUUAACCUGUAAGGAAAAAUUAGACUGAUUCUAGUUUUUUACUAAAAAUGUAAGUCUCAUAAUCACUGACCGGAUAAUGCAUGUCCUAACUGACAAUGAAAUAUACAAAGUAUUUUACUGAUAUUCCUUGAUUCAACCUGUCUGCCUUCUAGCACAUGUACAGCACUGAUCGGUAAUGGAAAAAGUUCAACUUUUUUGGGGGGUAAGCACACAAAAGCUGGCUACAGUAUUUUUUUUUUUUUUUUUAGAAAUAAUCUUGAUAUAUGGGUCUGUCAGAAACUGUGCUGUAAAUUAGAAAUGAAUUGAAAACACUAUUAUCCUCCAAGGAAUUUCUUAGUUCUCGCUGUAAGGGUUUCAAAUAAGCACGGUAGAGCUGCUCAAAUCAAUUGACCUGUUUGCACUGCAGUUGCUCUACACUUUAUACUACAGUUUAUAUUUUAUAACUCAAUUUUAUUUGUGUCAACCAAAUUCGAAUAGAAUUGUACAAUUGUGCAAAUAUUGAGUAUUUUUAUCUUUUGUAAAACACAACAUCUUUAACAAUAUUAAUAAACAUGUUAAAUAUUUGUGCUUUUCCUUACAUGUGGCAUAAACCGAAGAAGAAAUUCAAUAUGUGCUCUGUCAGAAAUAAAAAUGUGCAUGAGACAAGGUGA
Cyprinus carpio (common carp) is the source of this 2443-nucleotide messenger RNA. RefSeq names its product lactadherin-like (gene mfge8a). NCBI's taxonomy places the organism in Eukaryota, Metazoa, Chordata, Actinopteri, Cypriniformes, Cyprinidae. Gene Ontology annotation, molecular function: calcium ion binding. The record is from RefSeq and is a predicted model, not a curated record. The coding region runs from base 16 to 1389 and encodes 457 amino acids. The transcript is spliced from 9 exons.